CGGAAAUCCGGGUGCCUGGGUCCCGGUCAGCUGAUCCGCCGCCGCUUCUCCCGGAAGCUGUUUGGGCCGCGCCUGGUGAUCAUCAUGAAUUAAAGGCAAUGGGAAAAAGCGAGUCAACGGACCUUGGGAAGUAAGAUUUUGUUUGAUCGAUGAUGAGUUGAUGCUGCGUUCGCUUGGUCACUCCAGUUUACAAGUUUUCUUAGGUUUUCGGAAUCUCGAGACAUCAUCAUUCAUAAGAUGCAAAGCCAACACGAUGUUGAUAUUCAAUCAGCGUGCCUUGGACUCUAUUGUGGGAAGACUCUGCUAUUUACAAAUGGCACCGAAAAAGUCUAUGGAGACUGUGGGGUAUGCCCAAGAGGACAGAGAACAAAUGCACAGAAAUAUUGUCAGCCUUGCACAGAAUCUCCAGAACUUUAUGAUUGGCUCUACCUGGGAUUUAUGGCUAUGCUUCCUCUUAUAUUACAUUGGUUCUUCAUCGAAUGGUACUCUGGGAAAAAGAGUUCCAGCGCACUUUUCCAACACAUCACUGCUCUCUUUGAGUGCAGUUUGGCUGCUGUCAUCACCUUGCUCGUGAGUGAUCCAGUUGGUGUUCUUUAUAUCCGCUCAUGUCGCGUACUGAUGCUUUCUGAUUGGUACACGAUGCUCUACAACCCAAGUCCCGAUUACAUCACCACAGUACACUGCACUCAUGAAGCUGUCUACCCACUAUACACUAUUGUGUUUAUCUAUUAUGCGUUCUGCUUGGUCUUAAUGAUGCUGCUGCGACCUCUCCUGGUAAAGAAGAUUGCCUGUGGCUUAGGGAAAUCCGAUCGGUUUAAAAGUAUUUAUGCUGCACUUUACUUCUUCCCAAUUUUGACUGUACUACAGGCAGUUGGUGGAGGACUUUUAUAUUAUGCUUACCCAUACAUUAUAUUAGUGUUGUCUUUGGUUACUCUGGCUGUGUAUUUGUCAGCUUCUGAAAUAGAGAACUUCUAUGAUCUUCUGGUCAGAAAGAAAAGACUCAUUGUUCUCUUCAGCCACUGGUUGCUUCAUGCCUAUGGAAUAAUCUCCAUUUCCAGAGUGGAUAAACUUGAGCAAGAUUUACCCCUUCUGGCAUUGGUACCCACACCAGCCCUGUUUUACUUGUUCACUGCAAAAUUUACUGAACCUUCACGUAUACUCUCAGAAGGAGCUAAUGGACAUUGAAUGUAAAAUGCAAAAUAACCUAAGACAUUUUCUUAAUAAAAAAGUAAAGAAUCAAAAAUGUAUUAGUACUUUUUGUCACACAUGGGAAAACAAUAGUCUGUAUAUCUCUAUGUCUGUUGUUACUUUGACUUCAUAGACUUAAACUUGAAAAAUACAAAUUACUCACACAGUACGUAUAAUACACUGAACCCAGCAUUCUGUUAUAGUAGACACAUCUUUGAGGAGCAUUUAUUAAGUUAUUCUGUAGAGCAAAAUCAUGUUUCUGUGUACCUAACAAUUUUUAUUUAGAAAAACAUUAACAAGUAGAAACUUAAAUCCUUAGAAUUGACAUAAUUGUGCAUGCUUGUAUUUCAAUUUCUUUUUUCAAGUAUAAUUAAUUAUAAAGGCAAAUAUACAUGUUGGGUCUGAUAGAAAACAUAGAAAUACAUUGGUUUUGUUAUCUAUUUAUUUUCAUUAAUAAAAUACUUUGUUCUGUUACAAAAA
Messenger RNA from Suncus etruscus (white-toothed pygmy shrew), 1668 nucleotides. It is a transcript of the gene JKAMP, whose product is annotated as JNK1/MAPK8 associated membrane protein. Bases 238 to 1185 code for a protein of 315 amino acids. Gene Ontology annotation, cellular component: membrane. Gene Ontology annotation, molecular function: ubiquitin protein ligase binding. Lineage: Eukaryota; Metazoa; Chordata; Mammalia; Eulipotyphla; Soricidae. Gene Ontology annotation, biological process: response to unfolded protein. The transcript is spliced from 8 exons. The record is from RefSeq and is a predicted model, not a curated record.